UGACGCAGUAUACGGAUUGGGCGUUAUGCCAGCGGAAAGGGUGCUCUUUACGAAACACGUGUGGACAGUACUGAUAGGGACAAGGAUAGGGACAAGGACAGGGAACGCAAAAAUUGGCAGCCCAGAUAAGAUCAUAAGACAUAUAGGUUCUUAAAAUUGGGACAUUUCAUACUGCGGUUUGGAAGUUACCCUUGGCGUCCGGACAGAAGGGGGCCAAACCGUGUGAAAUAGGCGCGCGACACUCUGACAGGUAUACGUCGAGCAGCCGUCUGGUGGUUACUGUAGUAGUGCAGCCAACAGAGAAAGUUCUCGGUACCUGGCGGUGUUGUUGACCAACUUGAGGAUAUCGAGAGCAGUUAUUGCGAAUAGCUACGGAGACACUUGCCAUGGCCGACUACCUUAUCAGUGGGCAGACAGGCUAUGUGCCCGACGAUGGACUGAACGGGCAACAGCUGUUCAAUUGCGGAGAUGGCCUCACGUACAAUGACUUCCUCAUCCUCCCUGGAUACAUUGAUUUCACAGCAGAUCAGGUGGACCUGACAUCUGCGCUCACCAAACAAAUCACCAUGAAGACGCCACUGGUGUCAUCACCCAUGGAUACGGUUACUGAGUCAGCGAUGGCCAUCGCCAUGGCGCUUACUGGAGGAAUUGGCUUCAUCCAUCACAAUUGUACCCCAGAGUUCCAGGCUAAUGAAGUUCGCAAGGUCAAGCGGUACGAGCAGGGCUUCAUCACAGACCCGGUGGUGAUGAGCCCCAGGGAGUGCGUGCGGGACGUCUUCCAGGCCAAGGCCCGGCACGGCUUCUGCGGCAUCCCCAUCACGGACAACGGGCGAAUGGGCAGCCGCCUGGUCGGCAUCAUCUCCUCCCGUGACAUCGACUUCCUCAAGGAGGAGGAGCAUGACCUGCCGCUCAGUGAGGUGAUGACUAAGCUGGAGGACCUGGUUGUGGCUCCCGCAGGAGUCACCCUGAAGGAGGCCAACGAGAUCCUGCAGCGGAGCAAGAAGGGCAAGCUGCCCAUUGUGAACGAGGAGGGCUGCUUGGUGGCCAUCAUAGCGCGCACGGACCUGAAGAAGAACCGGGACUUCCCGCUGGCCUCCAAGGACUCGCGCAAGCAGCUGCUGUGUGGAGCGGCCAUCGGGACACACACCGACGACCGCUACCGCCUCGACCUGCUGGUGCAGAGCGGGGUGGACGUGGUGGUGCUGGAUUCUUCUCAGGGGAACUCAAUCUACCAGAUCAACAUGAUCAAGUAUAUCAAGGAGAAAUACCCCCAGCUACAGGUCAUAGGGGGCAAUGUGGUCACAGCGGCCCAGGCAAAAAACCUCAUAGAUGCUGGUGCAGACGCUCUGCGUGUUGGAAUGGGCAGUGGCUCCAUCUGCAUCACGCAAGAAGUGCACCCUUCUAUUCCUCCUGCUAUUAAGCUCCACAGCCCCAAAACCCCUUCUUCUGUUACGGGAUACAGCAUGCUGGCGUGUGGACGUCCUCAGGCCACUGCAGUGUACAAAGUGUCGGAGUAUGCCAGACGAUUCGGGGUCCCCGUCAUCGCUGAUGGAGGCAUCCAAACUGUUGGGCACAUCGCCAAGGCGCUGGCGCUUGGAGCCUCAACAGCGAUGAUGGGCUCUCUGCUGGCUGCCACCAGUGAAGCUCCAGGGGAGUACUUCUUCUCCGAUGGGAUCAGGCUGAAGAAGUAUCGUGGAAUGGGCUCCGUGGAUGCUAUGGACAAGAACCUGGGCUCCCAGACCCGCUACUUCAGUGAGUGUGAUAAGGUCAGAGUGGCCCAGGGCGUGUCCGGUGCCGUGCAGGAUAAAGGAUCCAUUCACAAGUUUGUCCCCUACCUGCUGGUGGGAAUUCAGCAUUCCUGUCAGGACAUAGGCGCCAAGAGUCUCACCCAGCUCAGGGCCAUGAUGUACUCUGGAGAUCUGAAGUUUGAGAAGAGGACUGCCUCAGCCCAGAUAGAGGGAGGGGUGCACAGUAUGCACAGUUAUGAGAAGCGCCUAUUUUGAGAAUGGGGAAGAUGGACUCUCUCUUUCUCUAGACGCCAACAAUCCCGUCCUCUAUAUACACUUAACACCACACCCCCAAAAAUAUUUAAGCUCUGCCAAACCACUCUAUCCCUCCCCCCCCAUUCUACAAGACCCAAGGAUCAAAACAACUAAAACAACUCCCAUCCAUAAUUUUGUCAUUGCCUGUCUGUUGCUGUUCUAACAGGGAGGGAGGGGCUAGUAAUCAUGAAUGGCCUGUCUCUGCUCUCUCUCUCUCUCUGGGUUUGGGGACUGUGUGUGCGUGCGUGUGUGCGCGUAUGUGUGUGUGUGUGUGCGUGUGUAUGUGUGUGGGGGAGGGGGAGGGGGCGGGUGUAUGCGCGUAUGUGCGCACAAGUGCAUGUUUGUCAUAUACCUACUGUACUUUAAGCAAGGGUUUUUCCUGAAGUGUUAAAAAAUAAAAGUGCAUAACUAUUUUUUUCCAUGAA
Conger conger (European conger) is the source of this 2467-nucleotide messenger RNA. RefSeq names its product IMP (inosine 5'-monophosphate) dehydrogenase 2 (gene impdh2). Gene Ontology annotation, molecular function: IMP dehydrogenase activity. Gene Ontology annotation, biological process: GTP biosynthetic process. The transcript has 15 exons. Gene Ontology annotation, cellular component: cytoplasm. Lineage: Eukaryota; Metazoa; Chordata; Actinopteri; Anguilliformes; Congridae. Bases 387 to 2003 code for a protein of 538 amino acids. The record is from RefSeq and is a predicted model, not a curated record.